This is a messenger RNA of Baudoinia panamericana UAMH 10762, 1125 nucleotides long. RefSeq lists its product as uncharacterized. NCBI's taxonomy places the organism in Eukaryota, Fungi, Ascomycota, Dothideomycetes, Mycosphaerellales, Teratosphaeriaceae. The record is from RefSeq and is a predicted model, not a curated record. Gene Ontology annotation, cellular component: mitochondrion. Gene Ontology annotation, biological process: methylation. The coding region runs from base 1 to 1125 and encodes 374 amino acids. Gene Ontology annotation, molecular function: nucleic acid binding; methyltransferase activity. The transcript is spliced from 2 exons.
AUGCCACGCAUUUCGCCCGCGCUGGUGAGACAUGCCAAACAGACUGACAUACGUCUAGCAAAGCUAUUGCCGAUCUGCAGAUCCCUCGAUUCGGCUCGCAAUGAGCUCCGGUGGCUUAAACAGCACGCUUCCAGCAUACAAUCGGACAAUGCCCCUGCAGAUGUCCUGGUAAACCGCCUCAUAGCGCGAAGGGCAAAGGGUGAACCGCUGCAGUACAUCUUAGGCUCCGAGUAUUUCGGAGACUUGCGCCUUGAGUGCCGUCCUGGCGUGCUUAUACCAAGGCCUGAGACAGCAGCUUCAAUCAGUCAUCUUGUAGACUUGCUGUUCCAAUCUCAUACAUUCCGCUCACUCCCACGGAAGCUGCAGGUACUCGAUCUAUGCACCGGUUCCGGCUGCUUACCACUACUAUUCCACCAUGAAUACUUCAAGCACAAUCUCCGUGCGGAUACGGAUAUUCGGCUCAUCGGGAUCGACAUAUCCAAACGAGCGCUCAAACUGGCACGGGACAACCUCUCCACCCAGCUGAUAGCGCAGAAGGCGCCGUCAAGCCUGCGAUCACUGCAGAAGACUCGUUUCUUACGGGCCGAUGUAUUGCACGAUGCGAACAUUCCGCAUCAGUUCGGGAUACCCUCAGUGCUAGACGCCCUUAGGACACUAGAAGGAACCCCAACGCCACCCUGCUUUGACAUUUUAAUCUCGAACCCGCCUUACAUUUCAUCACGAGCAUUUCUAAAUACCACAGCGAGGUCCGUGAAAUUGUACGAACCUAAGUUGGCUUUAGUGCCGCAGCAUCCCGCGCCGACGUGUCCGGUCAACGACGGCGAUACCUUCUAUCCUCGCAUCUUGGACGUUGCUAGGAAACUUGACGCCAAGGUAGUAUUGGUGGAAGUCGGCGACAUGGAGCAAGCCGUGCGCGUUGCAAGCCUCGCGAUUGAGCAGGGGUUGUGGGAUGCAGUCGAGAUCUGGAGGGACGAACCGGGUAGGCAGGCUCCUGCGGAGGAGAGCGUGAAGAUUGGAGACGUGUGUGUGUUUGUGCGUGGUGUCGGGUAUGGAAGGUCGGUUUUCGCUUAUAGAGGGUCUGCUACUGAGUGGUUUGCCUCAGAGAAGCGUGUCGUUUCUGUGUAA